Coprinopsis cinerea okayama7#130 is the source of this 480-nucleotide messenger RNA. RefSeq lists its product as hypothetical. Bases 1 to 480 code for a protein of 159 amino acids. NCBI's taxonomy places the organism in Eukaryota, Fungi, Basidiomycota, Agaricomycetes, Agaricales, Psathyrellaceae. The transcript has a single exon. The record is from RefSeq and is a predicted model, not a curated record.
AUGGCACCUCCCUUUGCCCUGCCCCUGUUAGGGACAUUACACCAUCUAGAGGCCUGGGAGACCAAGGCAGACAAGGCUGCUGGCUGGAUCUGGCUUAUGCUGGAGGACAGCCAGAAGAUCCAUGUUUCUUCGCACAGGGACGAUCCCUGCAAGAUGUGGACGCUGCUGCGUGACGCCCACAUGCAGCAGAAGCCUGGCACCUGCUUCAACGCCUAUGAUGACUUCUCCAUCCGGAAACGCGAAGACAAGUCCCUCCAGGCCCUCAUGAACCGUGUGGACGAUGUCGUGAAGCUCAUCAAGGACCUCCGGCCCUCCGACUUCACCCUGGACAAGCUGGACAACAAGCUGACCGCGAUGGCACAGCUUGCUGUGCGCCGACGCACUCCACAAGAGGCACCUGCCCGAAGAAAGGUUCAGAGCCACUCCCACGUACCACGUACCCUCCAAGGAUGCUGGGCAACAAGAGGUGAGAGUGGAUGA